This is a messenger RNA of Talpa occidentalis (Iberian mole), 1974 nucleotides long. RefSeq lists its product as uncharacterized. The record is from RefSeq and is a predicted model, not a curated record. The transcript has 5 exons. NCBI's taxonomy places the organism in Eukaryota, Metazoa, Chordata, Mammalia, Eulipotyphla, Talpidae. Gene Ontology annotation, molecular function: peroxiredoxin activity. The coding region runs from base 54 to 806 and encodes 250 amino acids.
GGGCCCAGAGGACGCGGGCGGGAAGGCUGCCUGAGCGCUUACCGCGUGCCGCCAUGUCCGCGCUUCAGCGUCUUCUGGUUCUGCGACCACCGUCUCUUCUUCGUCUUAUGACAAAUAGGUUUUGGAAAAAGUUACCUGUGUUGACCCUGAACUCGCGCCUUUAUGAGACUCAGCAGGAAGAGAAGUCCAUACCCAUCAGCCGUUAUUCCAUUCCCUACAAGAAGGACCUGCCUUUUGACAUUGUAGAGCUCAUGGAAGAGAUAGAAAUGAAGACAGGAUUUUUACCAAAUAUAUUUAAAGUAUUGUCUCACCGGCCAGUGGAGUUCAGAGCCUUCUUUGCUUAUUACAAUGCCAUCUGCAACAAAGAAACAGGCCACCUCAGUAGAACUGACAAGGAACUCAUCAUUAUGGUGACCAGUCUGGCUGACAGGUGCAUGUACAACAUAGUUGUCCAUAGUGCCCGGCAUAGGAUCUUUUCGAAGAACCCAGUGCUCUCUGACCAGGUCUUUAUGAAUUGGAGAAAGUCUGACCUCCCUGCUCGGGAAAAGGCAAUGCUGGAGUUUGCACUUGCUGUUUCCCAAGCUGAUGACAUAACAGAUGACCAUUUCAAAAAGCUUGAGAUGCAUGGCUUCAACCAAGAAGAUGCCUGGGAUAUAGCUGCCAUUGCAGCUUUUUAUGCCAUGUACAACCGCUUUGCUCUUUUUGUCAGUCUUGUACCCAACAAGGAAUUCUAUUUGAUGGGCAGAACCAGUGAUGUCAAAGACAUCAGGGGGAAACUUGCUUGCCCACAAAAUAUAAAAGACUGACUGGAAAGAGCAGUGUAUAUAUAAAGCAUAUUGCAUUAUAUCAUUUGGGAAGCAACUUUUUAAAAAUACUAGUCAGUGGAUAGUUAAAUAAAUUUGCUCCCUGUCUGCUUGAUGAGAUAGAUUCUAAGUGUUGGGAGUAUGCAGGCACAUAGGAUAUGGGCCUAGAGCACACAUUAUAGGGAACCUUCGUUUACAUUUGUUGUGGUCUAAGGAUCAUCAGGGGCAAGGACUUUCAAGGAUGCUUCAGGCAUUUCUGACAAACUAAUCUCUGUGAAUUUCAGCAAUUUAAGUUGGAAAUAUUUUAGGAUUCAAAAAUAGUAUUACAUAGAAAUUAGUCAGUAUAGACUGAUUUGAAAUCAAUUCCUUGUUAACAUGGUUGAAUUUAAAGGCUCUCAAAGGCAGUAAAUAAACAGUUAAUUAAUUUCUAGUGAUUUAUUUUUACUGACAGGUUGUAAAAUCAUUGUCAUCUCAGUAAGGAUUUCAUUUUUAGGUAACUUAUUAUUUUAGGUGUUGGGGAAAAAAAAAAAUUCCAGUAAUUGAGCAUGUGCAUUUUAAGUAGAUGCAUAACAAGAAAAAAAAGCCUGGCAUCUGAAUGACUUGUUCUUUGUGUUACAACCACCACUGUCUUAAGUCUGUGACUGUCUUAACUUUCAAAAAUUAUUUUUAUUAUACAAGUGGUAAGAGUUGAAUACAGACCUACACAUGGUUUUUGUUUCCAUUUGGCUUUUCUAGAUUCUCUAAAUUGUGAAUAGUUCUUAAUCAGUUAUCGGGGCUCCAAUAAAUUUUGAAUUACCUGAACUUGAAAUCUGAAUAUCUUGAGCCAGCAUAACCCCUCAUUGCAGAGAUUGCAUUUUUCUCUUGAAACUGUACCAUAAAUACCUUCAUAUAUAUAACCUUUUAAAAUUUAGUUCAGGGCCUCCCUGGUGGCGCAAGGGGUUAAGAUGCAACCUAUGAAGCUAUCCGCAGCCACUGCAGCACGAGUUGGAUCCCCGGGCACGGAGCUCCCCACAUGGCACAGCAGACAUCCCCUGACUCGCCCGCUGUCCCCUCUGCAGUGUAUUUCAGUUGAUCUGCCUGUUCUGCUCCCCACUCUGUCUCUGGUGAAUCCUCUCAUCCUCCCCACACACACCUCAGACCUGUACCCCAGUUCUUGUAUGCAUAAAUAAAU